Messenger RNA from Colletotrichum spaethianum, 786 nucleotides. Its product is annotated as target of rapamycin complex 2 subunit bit61. Lineage: Eukaryota; Fungi; Ascomycota; Sordariomycetes; Glomerellales; Glomerellaceae. The transcript is spliced from 2 exons. Gene Ontology annotation, molecular function: protein binding. The coding region runs from base 1 to 786 and encodes 261 amino acids. The record is from RefSeq and is a predicted model, not a curated record.
AUGUACGUAGCCACGCCCGCUCUCAUUCCUAUCUACCACCCUCGCACCCUUCGCAAGAUCGAGCCCGCCCUCCGUGUGCGGCGCGCCAUCACGGCCAACGAUGCCCUCCUCGUCAAGCGCAUCCUCAAAUCCCACCCGCGCCUCCUCCACAACCCCGAUAGCUCCCCCGAGGGCCUCUCCAACUCGAACCUCCACCUCGCCGCCUCGCUCGGCCACCUUGCCAUUUGCCACGUCCUCGUCGACCUGGGCCACGAGGACCCGGAUCCGGCCCUCAACGAGCACCACCAGACAGCCCUGAUGCUCGCCGCCGCCGCAGGCCACACCGAAGUCGUCCACUUCCUCUGCGAGCGCAACCCCGACGUCAUCCUCCGCCGCGACGUGCGCUGGCGCGACGCCAUCAUGGAGGCCAGCCGCGGCGGCCACGACACGGUCCUGCAGAUCCUGCUGACCUACGUGCCCCACGGCGCCCAGGAGGCCGUCCAGCGCGCCGACCUCGACGGCAACACGGCCUUGCACUUCGCCAGCAGCAACGGCAACCUGCUCGUCCUCCGCACCCUUCUCGCCGCCGGCGCCGACGCAACCCGCCGCAACGUCUGGAGCUGGACCGCCAUGUCCUACAGCGCCACCGUCCAGGCCGAGGUCUACCUCAAGGGCCUCGUCACCGAGGUCGAGAGGCGCAAGACGGUGAGACACGAGGUCGAGCAGCUCAAGAACACGGUCAAGGGUGCCGCCGCAAAGGCCGGCAGCGUGCGGGUUGUUGAAGAGGACAUUGACGUCGACGAUUGA